Lates calcarifer (barramundi perch) is the source of this 2723-nucleotide messenger RNA. It is a transcript of the gene ppp3r1b, whose product is annotated as protein phosphatase 3 (formerly 2B), regulatory s1ubunit B, alpha isoform, b. Bases 235 to 747 code for a protein of 170 amino acids. The record is from RefSeq and is a predicted model, not a curated record. NCBI's taxonomy places the organism in Eukaryota, Metazoa, Chordata, Actinopteri, Centropomidae. The transcript is spliced from 6 exons. Gene Ontology annotation, molecular function: calcium ion binding; calcium-dependent protein serine/threonine phosphatase regulator activity.
UCUCCUCCUCCUCCUCCUCCUCUCUCCGUGCUCUCUCUCCCCCUCUGCGGCUCUCUCUGCUGCCGCUGCGGUGAAUCUCUCCCCCGCGGUCAGUCACGGUGCAGUCGGGCAGCCGGUGGUCGGUGGUCGGUGUCUCACUGUCAGAGCUCCCGUUGAAACAUCGUCUUUUUUCGGACCCGUUAACUCGGCUCUACCUCUCUCUCUCCCGGCAGCUGUUCACUCUCCGGCGGCAACAUGGGAAAUGAAGCCAGUUAUCCUCUGGAAAUGUGCUCGCACUUUGAUGCAGAUGAGAUUAAGAGGCUGGGAAAGAGAUUUAAGAAACUCGACCUAGAUAACUCCGGCUCCCUGAGCGUGGAGGAGUUUAUGUCCUUACCCGAGCUGCAGCAGAAUCCCCUCGUGCAGCGAGUUAUCGACAUAUUCGACACCGACGGAAACGGGGAAGUCGACUUUCAAGAGUUCAUUGAAGGUGUCUCUCAGUUCAGUGUCAAAGGAGACAAGGAGCAGAAGCUUCGCUUCGCGUUCAGGAUCUACGACAUGGACAAAGACGGCUACAUAUCGAACGGAGAGCUCUUCCAGGUCCUCAAGAUGAUGGUGGGCAACAACCUGAAGGACACGCAGCUGCAGCAGAUCGUUGACAAAACCAUCAUCAACGCAGACAAAGACGGCGACGGCAGGAUAUCCUUCGAAGAGUUCUGUGCGGUCGUCGGUGGACUGGACAUUCACAAGAAGAUGGUGGUGGACGUCUGACACCUUUUCCUCCUUCUUCUUCCUCCGUUUACUGAAGAUCUGCUCGAAGGCGUCGUCCAGAAAAACGUGUUGCCUGUUUUUAAAGGAAGUAUUUUGUCCGUGAAAAACCACCUGAUCCUCCCCCACCCUCCACCCUCCUCACCCCCCCUCCAGGAUCCUUCUGAAGCCAAACCAACUUUACUGAACAGGAACUCUCAGUGACUCAACGUCUCACUUUACCAGCGGAUGGACGGAUUUUUAACGCAGAGCGGGCGUCUCAGUUUGUCUGUGUGGAUGUGCUCUGGGUGUUUUACUGGUUUUUCAUGGUAUGUGGGUUUUUUAUAUUUAUUUUGGUGUCAUCAGUUUUUUUCUUUCUUUCUUUCUUUUUUUUUUUUUUUUUUUUUGAGAAUCAAAGACGGUCGAUCUUAAAGAAAACAGACUUUAGCUGAGAUGUUUCAAACAGCAUGAAGUGCCAACAAGAAUUUACGGACUCACAGGAAAAACCUUGUCACUUCAGAGGUGGUAGUUGUUUAUCUUACUGGAUUAUUGCUUUGCUACGACUUGGACUUAAUUCAUUAAUGGUUUAAUUUUACAGUCAGGAGGAGAUGCAUGAUUUUAAACUACAGACUUUGACUUGUGUUUGCUUUUUUAGAAACUUUUGUGUUAUUGAGCACCGAACUGGAUGUAACAACGUGAACAUUAUUUACAAUCUAACUCUGAAACAGGGCUGUUAAUAAAUGAGUCUGUAAAAUAGUGAAAAACGUCCAAAACCCAAAAACAUUCAGUUUCUGUGAUAGAAAAGCAGAAAAUCUUCAUACUUGAGCUCAGCUUUAUUCUUGGGAGAAUUUAGACGAUUAUCCAACAGUUGCCAAUUAUUUUUCUCACAAUCAAUUGAUUUGUCUCAGCUUUACGUCUGCUGCUGAUGUUAGCGGGUGAUUUGUUGUCUGUAUAUCUACAAACAUUUCCAAACAAGAGCACAUCAGACUCUUUAUGUUCUCUGUACAUUUGAGGAGAAUAAAACCAGAAAUUCAGGUUUGUUUGCAGCUCUGAGCUGAGCAGCUGAAAAAAUCCUUGGUUAGAUCGGCAUAAAAUAAAAUGUAAAUAUAAUUGUGUAAAGACCGAAGAAACUUCACCUUUUCUUUAGAAGACGUAAAGCUCUUUAAAUAAAUAAAAACUAUGACGAGGACUGACUCAGCAGCAGACUGGAUCUCAGUUCAGGACUGACCCGGUCUCUUAAAGACUCUGUGAUGUGUUUGCAUGACGUGGAGGUGAUCUCCUCUCUCUCUCUCUCUCUCUCUCUCUCUCUCUCUGCAUGUAGAUCAGGUUUUAUUUUCCAGGCUGGUCCCAGAACAUUUGAUGGAAACACGUGAAAUGAUGUGUUCAGUGCAUGCUGCGUGACACGACACUGACGGUGUGAAACUGGCGACGCACCGUUUUAUCUGUGUGGUAGAAUCUUUGACUUUUUAUAGUUCAACAGUAAAAUAAAACGUCUGCAGGUGUUGGUGCAUGUUAAACAGUUAAACUUUAACCUGAAUCUAAAUAGUUUAUCUAUCUCUGAGCUGUGAUCGUUUCACUUUGUGUUUUUAUCAGAUCAGUAAUAUUAACAACACUUGUCUUGUAUUUAAUUUUGUAUUUCUUAUUUCCUGAACUUCAGUGAGACUGUUGUUUACAUAUAAAUAAUGGUGAUCAAUACGUUUGAUGAUGUUGCCAAUCAAAGGUUUAAAGGUGUUUUAGUCGACCACCGUUCGCUCUGUUUCUGGAGAAAAUCUCUUCUUGUAUUUCUUCCUUUCUUUCUUUCUUUCUCUGGGUUGAGCUUUUCUUUUUUGUACAGAUAUUUUUGGUGUCGAAGCUUUGUGCUGGUUUUAAAUUUCAGGUCCUGUGUUGGUUUAAAGGGACGUUACAGGGACGACGGAGACCACAUGGGUUCAGUCUUUAGAUUUUUACUCCUGUUUUCAACACGUGGAGAAAAAAAAAGAGAAAUAAACAGUUUGAACGUU